This is a messenger RNA of Didymodactylos carnosus, 4605 nucleotides long. Lineage: Eukaryota; Metazoa; Rotifera; Eurotatoria; Philodinida; Philodinidae. The record is from the annotation of a GenBank genome assembly.
AUGUUUAAAUGUUUUCCAUUGCCAUUUUGUAAUCGUAAUUUGGAACAAGUUGAUAAACGUCAUUGUAAUUUAACAGCAGUACCAGAUGAUGUUUUACGUUAUACAAGAACAUUAGAAGAACUAUUACUUGAUGCAAAUCAAUUACAAGAAUUACCAAAAGGUGUCUAUCGUUUAAUACAAUUACGUCGAUUAACAUUUAGUGAUAAUGAUAUACAACGAAUAUCGCCUGAAAUUGGCCAGUUGAUUAAUUUAGAAGAACUAGAUUGUUCAAGAAAUGACAUAGCCGAAAUUCCAGACAAUAUUCGACAUUGUCGAAGUUUACAAGCAUUAGAUUGUAGUGGUAAUCCACUAGCAAAAAAUCUUCCAUCUGGUAUUAUUCAUUUGCGUAAUUUAAGUCAGUUAACAUUGAAUGAUGUUUCACUUACACAACUUCCAGAUGAAAUUGGCAGUUUAAUCAAUCUUCGUUUAUUAGAAGUUCGAGAAAAUUUAUUAAAAGUAUUACCUGAAUCAUUAACACAAUUACAACGAUUAGAAUCACUCGAUUUGGGUAGUAAUGAAAUUGAACAAUUGCCUAAUGGUAUAGGACGUUUAAUAUCUCUACGUGAAUUAUGGUUAGAUAUAAAUGAAAUAAAUCAAAUACCCAUUGAUAUUGGACAUUUAAAACGACUACAAUGUUUGGAUAUAUCCGAUAAUAAAUUAACACAAUUGCCAAAUGAAAUUGGCGAUUUAGAAUCGUUAACAAAUUUAGAAUUAUCUACAAAUCAAUUGGAAGAAAUACCUGCAACCAUCGGACAAUUAUCAAAAUUAUUAAUAUUAAAAAUUGAUUCAAAUAAUCUCGGACAAUUAUGUAACGAAAUUGGACAAUGUAUAUCAUUAAAUGAAUUGAUAUUAACAGAAAAUACUCUAAGUGAAUUACCUAUAACAAUAGGAAAUUUAAAAAAAUUAUCAAAUUUAAAUAUAGACAGAAAUCAGUUAACGUUAUUGCCAGUCGAGAUAAGUGGAUGUGAAUUAUUGGGUGUUUUAUCUUUACGCGAUAAUCGUUUAACUCGAAUUCCAAAUGAAUUAUCAAAAUUAAAACAUUUACAUGUACUAGAUUUAUCUGGUAAUCGAUUACCAUAUUUACCAUGUUCAUUAUUAGAUUGUGAUUUAAAAGCUAUAUGGUUAGCAGAAAAUCAAGCACAACCAAUGUUAAAAUUUCAAACAGAUGUUGAUAAUAAUACAGGUGAAAAAAUUUUGACAUGUUAUUUGUUACCACAACAACAUUGUACAACAGCAUCAACAGAGAAUUUACUGAGCACCUCCAAAUCUCAAAUUUCACAUCAUGAAUCGACACCCAUUGUAACAACACAAAAUAUUGCAUCUUCACCUCUAUCAAAAACCACACCGACAAAACAUAUUGUUGAUAUAUCAGAUAAAGAAGAUCGACAUGAACGAUCGGGAUCAGUUAAAUUUGCCGAUCAGUUUGAAGACAUCAAAGAAAGUAGUCUUCAACGACAUAAUACACCACAUCCAAAAGAUCUUCGUACGUGGAGAAAUAAGAUAGCCAAAAAACUACAUACAGACGGACAUUUAUUACAUCAUCAUGGACAUGCAAAUCAACAUUCUGGCUCAAUUCAUAGUAAUCAUACAAACGAUGAACAUGAACAUAAUGAAGGAAAAAUAAUUGAUAAUAAACAACAAUCACUAUCAUCUCCAACGUCGUCGUUACAAAAUAAAAUUCUUACAGAUGGACCGAGAGUCGUGACGACUUCUUCGCAUGCACAUGAAUCAAUUGAAUAUUGUCCACCUGAAACAAGUUCCGGUUAUCAUCAUGACUCAGAUACAGACCAUAAUCCUGAUGAUAGCAGUGGUGAUGUUUACCAUACCGGUGAUCAAUCUCUUAUAGAAAAACACGUUGAGUUUACCGAUGAUACAGCAAUAAAUGAAGGAGAAACGAAAGAUAGUGGAUCACAAAAACUUCAUCGUAGAGACACACCACAUCAUUUAAAGAAUAAACGUAUACUCAAUAAAAAUGGUGAUCAACUUUCACUAGAUCAAAUAUUAAAUCAAAGUCCAAAUAAAACAUCUCUUACAAGUCCAACAAAAGAUUCAAAGCAAUUCUCUUCUCGUCCAAUGACUAUUCAACAUGAACAAAUUACUCUCCUUAUUCGACGAACACAAAAUCUGGGCCUUGGUAUUAGUAUUGCUGGUGGAGUUGGAUCAACACCUUACAAAGAUAACGAUUAUGGUAUAUUCAUAACGAAAGUGAGUGAAGAAGGUCCAUCUGGUCAAGCUGGUUUAAUUGUGGGCGAUAAAUUACUAUCUGUAAAUGGUGUUUUAUUAAAUAAUGUUGAACAUCAUGAAGCGGUAUUAGCAUUAAAAAAUGCCGGUGAUAAUAUCGAAAUGAUCGUAUUACGUGAGUUAAUUAUACCAUCACCGACUUCUACGAUAGCAGGACAAGAUCACCAACAACAGCACACAAAUACUCUAAAAGAAGGUGAAAAAUUUACAACAAUCAUCACACGUGAUGAAAAAGGAUUUGGAUUUUCAAUUGCUGGCGGGCGAUAUAAUCAACAUGAGAACAUGAACGGUAUCGAUGAACAACAGUCACCUGUUGAUAAUUAUGAUUUGUAUAUAUCACGCCUAACGGAAAAUGGUGCUGCUGAUAAACAAGGUGAAAUAUUAGUCGGUGAUCGAAUAUUAGCUAUCAAUGGUUACGAUGUAUCAACGGCCAGUCACGAUCAAGCGGUUGAUAUCAUUAUGAAUGUUGGAAAAAGUCUUGAACUUGUUCUCUAUAGAGAAAAAUAUUUAACACAACGGGAACAACAGCAACAGUCGGUAAUCAGUGAGUCACGACAACGACAUUUUGACGACCAUACACCGAAAACAAAUUCGCUGAAUAAAGAUUCGCCAGUGGAUACACAUUCAAUUGACAAUACAGUUGAAGAAGUAAGAAUAGCCAAGGGAAGUGGUCCUAUGGGUCUUAGUAUUGUUGGUGGAUCAGAUCAGGCGUGCCAUCCAUUUGGUAUAACCGAACGUGGAGUUUUUGUUUCAAAGGUUCAACCAAGUGGUUCAGCUUCUCGGACAAACCUUCGUAUUGGUGAUCGUAUUUUAAAAGUAAAUAAUCGUGAUGUUAGUAAAGCAACACACAUGGAGGCAGUUGAUGCUCUUGUUCAAGAAACAACUGAAGUUUUAUUAUUGGUGCGACAUGAACCACAACCAAGCGGAUUAAAAGAAAUACAAAUUUUACGUGCUUCCGGUGAACCGCUCGGUAUUCGUAUUAACGGUGGUGUUGAUGGUAAACGUGUAAAUCCCGACGAUCAAGAAGAUGAUGGUAUAUUUGUCACAGAGGUAAAAGAAGGCAGCCCUGCAGAUGGUCAUUUGACUGUUGGUACAAGAAUAUUAGAGGUUAAUAAUCAAAGUUUAUUUGGUAAACGCUUAGAAGAUGCUCAAAAAGCAAUUAGUAUGCCAAGUGAAAGUAUUAAUUUAUUAAUCUGUCAUGGUUUUAAACCAAAAGACUCUCAAAUAUCCCCUGUACCAUCGUCAAAUAACAAUAGUAAACUUUCAAAAACACCACAUUCACCAAGUCCAAGUCGACAAUCGACAACUCCACCAUUAAUGCGUCACGCAUUACAAAAGCAACAGCAACAAAAACAUGUAUUACCUCCAAUUUCAGGACUUAAUCAUCGUACAACUGAACAGCAUAAUGGUUUACAAAACAUGACCGAUUUACCAUCAAAAGUAACAAAUCGAACUUUAUCACCAAAAUUAAGUCCACGAAUUGACAAAAACUUAAUUCCCAUCAUCGAUGACAAUACAAAUAAUCAUUAUUCAGCUCAUCAGACAACAUUAACAUCACGAGCUACCGUAAACAAUACAAACUAUAGUCACAAUAAUGAUUACACACAAUUGCCACCUCCCAUCCCUAUUAAACCUAAACGUUUGCAGUAUGAUCAUAAUGAUUCAUCAUCUUCAAGACAAAUUACUAAUAAUAAUAAUAACAUGAAUAAUAAUAAUGGUAAUAAUCAUAACUCUUCGCCUCCGUUUCCUUCUUUAUUAAAUUCAACGUCAACAAUAUCUCCAACAGAAAUAUCAUUCACAUCGUCAUCAUUUGUACGACCAAACACAGCCGAAUUUCGCCAGUUUAUACCAAUAUCCGAUCAUUUUCCUGUGAACAAUCAAAAACAAUCGCAUAAUGGUUUUGAAAUAGAUGAAUCUGAUUUAUCUGUUACCGAAUCUGAACGUUCAUUCAAAGAUAAGAAGAAAUUUUUUGAAAGUGGUUUUCAAGAUCCUGUUCCAAAACCAAAGCCUCGACAAUUCAAAUACAUUACAGAACAUGAACUACAACAAAUGAAACAAGAAGAAGAACAGAAAAUAAAAUCAAUGAGUCCUACUGAAUUUUUGACACGUACACAAAUCAAUACUGACGACGAUCAUACACAACAACUACAACAUCAAAUUUAUCAGCCAACACAACAUACAUUAGCAAAAGAAGAAAACAAUGAUGUACUACUGCGAAAACCAAGAACGGAUCGUAUUACUAACAGAGUAACUUCAUUGGAACGUGAUACUGCCACAGCACAAGCUCUAUUAUCUAAAUUUGCUAUUGAUUCGACCAUGACAUAA